CGAGCUCAUCACUGAAGACUCUUAACCCUUGAAGAAAACCUCCUCUUCGGCUCUUCCCCUCUCUCUGAGUCCUGCAGACUGGAGUGGAGUCCAAACGAGGAGGGAUAGGGUUUUAGAAGGGUAACGAGUUAACUCCAAACACAGACAAUUAUGGCGAGAUCGGUAAGAUCUUCUGCAACUCGUCUCCUUUAUGCUCUAAGCUCAGAGAGCACCCUUUCCUCUUCGUCAUCGCCGUUUGCUGUUCUCGUAUUCGAAAAUGGCCAACGACGGAGAUUCUCUGUGGGUAAUUUGGCUCGAGCCAAGGAAGAAAAGGAAGCUUGGUGGAAGGAAGCCAUGGAGAAGCUUCGGAACAUUGGUAUUUCUGCACAUAUUGAUUCGGGUAAGACUACACUCACUGAACGGGUUCUGUAUUAUACUGGAAGAAUUCACGAGAUUCAUGAGGUUAGAGGAAGAGAUGGUGUUGGUGCAAAGAUGGAUUCCAUGGAUUUAGAAAGAGAGAAGGGUAUUACGAUCCAAUCUGCUGCCACUUACUGCACCUGGAAUGGUUAUCAGGUUAAUAUAAUUGACACUCCAGGCCAUGUCGAUUUCACCAUUGAAGUAGAAAGGGCUCUACGUGUUCUUGAUGGUGCCAUACUUGUCCUUUGUAGUGUUGGUGGUGUACAAAGUCAGUCUAUUACUGUUGAUCGGCAAAUGAGAAGAUAUGAAGUUCCUAGGGUUGCAUUUAUUAACAAACUUGAUCGUAUGGGAGCAGACCCAUGGAAGGUCCUCAGCCAGGCAAGGUCUAAACUCCGACAUCAUAGUGCAGCAGUGCAAGUUCCUAUAGGAUUGGAAGAGGAUUUUCAGGGUCUCGUGGACCUUGUCCAGUCAAAAGCUUUGUACUUUCAUGGUUCCAGUGGUGAGAACAUUGUCAUCUCAGACAUUCCUACCAAUAUGGAGGCUUUAGUUGCAGAAAAGCGGCGUGAACUAAUAGAAGUGGUGUCUGAGGUUGAUGAUCAACUUGCUGAAGCUUUCCUUAAUGAUGAGCCUAUAUCGCCUAAUGAUCUUGAGAUGGCAAUCCGCAGGGCUACAAUUGCACGCAAAUUUGUACCAGUGUUCAUGGGUAGCGCGUUCAAAAACAAGGGAGUACAACCUCUGCUUGAUGGGGUGAUUAGUUAUUUGCCAUGUCCAGCUGAAGUUAGUAAUUAUGCUCUUGACCAAACCAAGAAUGAAGAGAAGGUUACAUUAUCUGGAACUCCAGUUGGACCUCUUGUCGCAUUAGCUUUCAAGUUGGAAGAAGGGCGUUUUGGUCAGUUGACUUAUUUAAGGAUCUACGAAGGUGUAAUCCGAAAGGGUGACUUUAUAAUCAACAUAAACACUGGCAAGAAAAUUAAGGUUCCUCGUUUGGUACGUAUGCAUUCUGAUGAGAUGGAGGACAUUCAAGAGGCACAUGCUGGGCAAAUAGUUGCUGUAUUUGGUGUGGAUUGUGCAUCAGGAGACACCUUUACUGAUGGAUCAGUUAAAUACACUAUGACUUCUAUGAGUGUCCCUGAGCCAGUAAUGUCAUUAGCUGUUUCACCUGUGUCCAAAGAUUCUGGUGGACAAUUUUCGAAAGCACUGAAUCGCUUUCAGAGAGAGGAUCCAACUUUUCGUGUUGGUUUGGAUGCUGAGAGUGGGCAGACAAUAAUUUCGGGAAUGGGAGAGCUACAUUUGGACAUUUAUGUUGAGCGCAUGAGGAGGGAGUAUAAGGUCGAUGCAACUGUUGGAAAGCCUCGUGUUAACUUCAGAGAGACUGUUACUCGGCGUGCUGAAUUUGAUUAUUUGCAUAAGAAGCAAACUGGAGGACAGGGUCAGUAUGGAAGAGUAUGCGG
This is a messenger RNA of Macadamia integrifolia, 1847 nucleotides long. RefSeq names its product elongation factor G-1, mitochondrial-like. Gene Ontology annotation, molecular function: translation elongation factor activity; GTPase activity; GTP binding. The record is from RefSeq and is a predicted model, not a curated record. Gene Ontology annotation, biological process: mitochondrial translational elongation. NCBI's taxonomy places the organism in Eukaryota, Viridiplantae, Streptophyta, Magnoliopsida, Proteales, Proteaceae. Gene Ontology annotation, cellular component: mitochondrion.